GUCCUCUCAGCUCCCCUCACCCCGCCUCUCUCCCCCUCCCCGAGCCCCUCCUCUCUUCACCCCACCCUGCCUCCCUCCCUCCCUCUGCCCGCCCGCCCGGCGCUCGCAGAGCCGACACCAGGGGGGCUCUCGAUGUAGCACCAUGACAGGCAUCGCCGCCGCCUCCUUCUUCUCCAAUACCUGCCGAUUCGGGGGCUGCGGACUCCACUUCCCCACCCUGGCCGACCUCAUCGAGCACAUCGAGGACAACCACAUCGAUACGGAUCCACGUGUCUUAGAAAAACAAGAAUUACAGCAGCCAACCUAUGUUGCCCUCAGUUACAUUAAUAGAUUCAUGACAGAUGCUGCCCGCCGAGAGCAGGAGUCCCUGAAGAAGAAGAUCCAGCCGAAGCUCUCGCUGACCCUGUCCAGCUCCGUGUCUCGAGGGAGUGUGUCCACUCCACCACGCCACAGCAGUGGAAGCCUUACUCCCCCCGUGACCCCACCCAUCACCCCCUCCUCUUCAUUCCGCAGCAGCACUCCAACAGGCAGUGAGUACGACGAGGAGGAGGUGGACUAUGAGGAGUCGGACAGCGAUGAGUCCUGGACCACCGAGAGCGCCAUCAGCUCCGAAGCCAUCCUCAGCUCCAUGUGCAUGAAUGGGGGGGAGGAGAAGCCUUUUGCCUGCCCGGUUCCUGGAUGUAAAAAGAGAUACAAGAAUGUGAAUGGCAUAAAGUACCACGCUAAGAAUGGUCACAGAACACAGAUUCGCGUCCGCAAACCAUUCAAAUGUCGUUGUGGAAAGAGUUACAAGACAGCUCAGGGCCUGCGGCACCACACAAUCAAUUUCCAUCCCCCAGUGUCAGCUGAGAUCAUCAGGAAGAUGCAGCAAUGACAUGCUGGUCAUAACUGUGCCAAGAAAUCCUCACCAGCAGUUGCUGAUUUUGAAAACAGCCACUUUUUUUUUCCCCCCAGGGGAAGCAUUCAGCAACCCUUUAAAAGAAAAAGAAAUAAAUGCAUGCUUUAAAUUUUUUCUGUAAUUUUGGAAUGAUGUAUCUUUGUAGUUAAUGAUUUUGUACAUUUGCACAUGUAAUCAUCAUACCCAUUUUCAUUACUUUGAUAUAAGGUGCUAAACAAAAAGCUCUAGGUUCUUCAGCACAUUUCCCCCAAAACAAAAUAAAAUUGAGGGCAUGUUGUAUAUUGUUUAGUUGUACUACAGUGAUACCAACUGGGGGGUGGAGGGGUGUCACCAAGAUUUCUUUUUUUCAAGCUUGUAAUGUGAUUGAAGUUUUUCAACACAUAACUCACCUAUGUUCAAAACCAAAAUAAUACCUUCAUUAUCCAACUGGUUACCAUGCCUUACAUAAUGGAGUUAGUAUUUGUGAGUAGAAAUACUUAGGUAAUAGAAAUAUAAAUAAGAAAGAAUGUUUAACAUAAUAUGCUAAAAAUAUUUUCAUAUUUAAAUAACAUACAUAAAAGGAAUGCUUUGUGUGUUUUAUAUUAUCUUGCAAAUCCUUUUUCCCUUUAAGAAGCUGAAAAUCUUGCCAUCUGAAUUAAUCAUUUUAGUGUUAUAGUUGCAUUUUUUUACAAAACAGUCUAUUCAGUUCACUUGUUAAUUCAAUACAUAUUCAUUGAGUGCCUGCUGGGUGCAAGGGAUUCAAUUUAUGCCAAUCAAUAUUUGUGGACCAAGAUACCAGUUUAGUGAAAUACUUUUCCCUGAAAUCUGUUAGGAAACACUUUAAAAUACUUAAAUACAAAUUUUGUGUGUGAAAUUUAGUUAUAUCUUCAUCUUCAGAUGAAGUUUUAAAGCACUUUGUAGUUCUCUAUUGCCAACAGAUUUAAUGUCUUAUGUGUUGCCAAUUCUUGCAACAACUGCCCUAACAAACCUAUGGGUCCCAAGUAAGAAAAUUCUAAGCAUGUUUCAAAGAGGAACAUUUUUGUUAAGACCCCUAUUGCCUCUUCAUGUGCAUUGUAUUUAAGACUUUUUUUUUUGAGGCACUUUCCCAAUGUAUGUCUGCAUUCCCAUUGGAAAUGUCUGUUUAGCUUUAUAAAACAUUUUGCUGAAAUACGAAAUUUAGCCUUAUUAACAAUUAAGUGCUUCUUGCAGCAGGUGAUCAAAGGAAAGCGUGACUGAUAUGACCUGUCAGAGUAACCUAUGUCUGGACCAUUCCUGAAGUUUCUCACUGACAAUACCAUCAUGCCUUGAGUGUUCUUUUCUCCCAAGUGCUAUUCCUUAAACAUAAUUUGCCUGAUUAUGCAGUAACAAUUGCUUUAAUACUACCAACUGCCCACAAAAAGAAAACUGGUGAAAAACAAGUUUGAAUUACUUAUAACUUUCUUUCCAUGUUCACAUUUGAUGAAAAGACUUACCUGGAAAGCAGGUGUCCCCACACUUAAUUUUUCAGACAUUCUGAAAAGAUGACAAUUCCGUUAACCGGAUGGGUAAACUUCCAUAUUUGUAAGUUGUGACUCUCUCAUAAUGGGGGAUUUGAACAUAUCUAUAAAGACACUGCCCUCUAAAAAUUUCCUCACAUCUCUAAAGAGUAGUCUUGGUUCUAAACAUACAGUGUUACCCUCUAUCUUUAAAAGGAUGAUCCGGACAUGCGAAGCAACUAGUUAAUGCGUGAGAAGGCCCUACUUAAGCUAUUUCAAAUCUACUUACAAUUGAUACAAAAAAAAAAGUUUUUAGGUCAGCAAAUAUUAUUUAGCUUUGCUCCUUUAGUGCAAGAAAUUGCAGGCUGGAUCAGUAGUUCAACAGCUAAACAGUCAUAAAGUAGUCAUUGUGCAUGUUAAAUUUCUUUAAACUAUAAAACAAAUUCCAAUUUCUAUUCACUUAUUCAUUGUGACAGUAUUAUUAAGCAGGUAAGGAUGGGAAUAUUUUGUUAUACUGUGUAUAGUGAAUGUAUUGUACUGUGUCUGUGAAAACUGUGCUUUAAAUUAUAUUUUCAUAUGUUUUGUUGGAGAUGGAGCACAUUAAGUUUGAAAGUAACAGAGGUUUGUUUUAGAACUGAAGGCAACUUAAUCAAAAUUCCUGUCAAGAAAAGCUGCUUAUAAAUGUAAAUGAAAUCACACUUAAAAUAAACUGCCUCUGACCCAAAA
Molecule: messenger RNA, 3078 nt
Organism: Choloepus didactylus (southern two-toed sloth)
Lineage: Eukaryota; Metazoa; Chordata; Mammalia; Pilosa; Megalonychidae
Gene: JAZF1
Product: JAZF zinc finger 1
Exons: 5
Coding region: 143-874 (243 amino acids)
Cellular component (GO): nucleus
Source: RefSeq, a predicted model, not a curated record